AUGGAUACACGAGUCUCUGGACCAGAGACUUUCAUAAAGAAAUUUAAUCCAAAAGAGUAUUAUGAUUCAUACUAUGCAUUAGACGAAGGAGCAAUGCUAGAAGAGAGGACAGAUUUUAUAUUAAGGAAUCUUCAUGAAAUCUUCUCUUCAGGAGUUGUUAAAGGAAACACACUGAUUGAUAUCGGUGCUGGAUCAGCAAUCUUUGAACUGCUCUCAGCUUGUGAAGUCUUUACCAAUAUUAUCAUUUCCGACUUCCUGGAGCAAAAUCUCACCGAACUAAAGAAAUGGCUGAAGAAGGACUCUAAUAUGUUGGACUGGACCCCAUAUGUAAAGUUUGUUUGUGAUCUAGAAGGGAAAAGUGCUAAUUUGGAGGAAAAGGAAGAGAAACUCCGUCAAACUGUGAAGCAAGUUUUGAAAUGUGACGUACUGAAGAAGAAUCCAUUUGAGCCACUUGUUCUGCCACCAGCUGAUUGUCUAAUAGGUUGUUUCUGCUUAGAGUCUGCGUGUAAGGAUAUGGCUACCUAUUGUAACACCCUGAAAAGCCUUAAGGACUUGCUCAAACCAGGAGGCCAUAUUAUAAUUCAGAGUGCACUGAAUGGUACAUUUUAUUAUGUUGGGAGAAAAAAGUUUCAUCCCUUGACAACAACAAAGAAAGAUAUUGAGAAGGCUGUUAUAGAAGCUGGAUAUGAAAUUUUGAAAUUCGUAGUGAAACAGUCUAGGUCACACAACUCGGAUUAUGACAGUUUGUACUGCGUUCAUGCCCGUAAGCCAUGCAGUCUAUAA
Molecule: messenger RNA, 783 nt
Organism: Pelobates fuscus (common spadefoot toad)
Lineage: Eukaryota; Metazoa; Chordata; Amphibia; Anura; Pelobatidae
Product: nicotinamide N-methyltransferase-like
Exons: 3
Coding region: 1-783 (260 amino acids)
Cellular component (GO): cytosol
Molecular function (GO): N-methyltransferase activity
Source: RefSeq, a predicted model, not a curated record